AUUUGAGGGACGGGCAGCAGCCACGGCCUGGAGCCAAGGUUGUUUUUGCCUUCUUUCUUGUGAUGUAAGAGUCAGAACCGCUGUCCUGGGCUGGUGAGGGGGCACCCUGCCAUGGUGGAGGGAGGCUGCUCCCCUCCCCAUCAACUCCAGGCCCGGUCUGCAGGCCCAAGGGAAGUGAGUGUGGGUAAAGCCUGGGUUGGUCACGCUGGUAGGAGGCGUGAAUCCAGGCAGAACCCAGGCAGCUCCAACAGUCUCCAGCACUGUACAAGUCCCUCUUAGGCUGAAGGAAGGUCCAGGCAAAAAGCUACCACCUUGGGAAAGAACUAGCAAGGACCCAGGGUUAGCAUGGUUUCAGCCUUAGGCUCAGGUUGUCCCUGUGAGAGCACCCAGGAGGAGAGGCUGCGGUCCCUGGGUCCUCUGACACCUCACUCUUACCCCCACUCUGCUUGGUAACCCCCAAGGCACCUUAGUCACUUGUCUCCUCGCCUGCCCUGUCCCAUCCUCUUCCCCACAUUGCAAGCCAAAGGCUUCUUCCAAACCACUUAUCUGUAGGGCAGUUCAUUCUGCUCAUAAACUCACACUGGUUUUUUAUUGCUGGCAAGAAAACACCCAAACUUAUUGCGAUGGACAGGCCCUGCCUCAGUCUUCCCCCUCUAAGGCCUAGUAAUGACUUCCACCCUCACCUCUGCUCUGGCCAUACACCGCCUGUGCUCUUCAGUUCGAGUUCACUCCCUAAAUUACCCACAUGAGAUCUGGCACACUCUGAGGGCAGGAGCCAGUUGCUUCUCCUCACCCUCCUGGGCCCCAAACCCAGCCCCAGGCCCUAGUUGUUCAGCCUAUCUCCACUGGCAACGAACCUCGGAAUGCCCUCUUUGGGAGAAGAUGCAGUAGGAGUGAAGGUCCCAGGUCACUAAAACCACAGGCACAGCUUCUGCUACAGAUACAGUUGUCAGGGUCAACAUCACAGCGCCUGCACCAGGCUGGAGGUUGUACUACCCAUACCAUCUCCCUUACUGCUUGUGAGAACUGACCCUGUUCUACCAUCCACAUGGUCACAAUCAGAGUAACCACAGUCCUCAAUGUGGCCACACCUCCUGGCAUAAGCGACUGCCCGAGCUGGCCCUUUAAGCCCCUUCCUUGGGCCUAUAACUGAGGAGCUAUAGGAGGCUAUGUUUCAUACACAGGCUGAAGCCAAACUUCAGAAGACUGUAAACACAAUGCAGUGCACAUCUUGAGUCCCUCACAGCACUGCAGUCAGGCCCUGCUUCCAGUCUGUUCCUAAAACCUUGGAAUAAUAAGACAUGCAAUAACCUUGUGAUAAAACCCCUAUUUUAGCUUAAGCUCACCUGAAUGCAUCUUCAACUCUGCAACCAAAAUGGUCCUAAAGAAAAAAGACUGCAGAGACAAGAAGUAGCCUAUUUCCUGUGCGUGAGGAUGAUCAUCUUUUGGAAGAAGUAACUGAGCCCAGAGAGAGAUAUUAGGAUUUGCUCAGGGCCCAGUGAGUCAGAACAGAGUCACAAACUCAGGCCCGCCUAAGUCCAUACGUGGAAGGCCCUGAAGGUAGGCUCCCUCUGUGGGCUACCUGCGCCCCUGAAGGCUAAGCAUACAGAGAUCUUCAGGGUGGCUGUAGAUCUGUGAUGGAGUUUUCUCUUUAGCAUUGAGAGGGGAGGGGCCGCAAGUUUGGCCAGCGUGCAUCAGAUAAUCCAAAGUGGUUUGGAGAAGGAAUCAAACUGGUUGUGCUGGGCAGCUGAGACCAGACCCUGGAUGUCACAGUUACCACCCUUGGCCCUGCCCCAAUGAGAGGAUGCGUCUAGGGAGUUUUCUUCAGGGUUGAGGACUAUGGAAGCACGGCAGGUGCUGAGGUCACAAUGAGUUCAAGUUCUUUUCUUUCCUUCUCUGACCACGCCCUCCCACCUCCACAACCAGGAACUACAGUACUUCGGUCACGCUCAGUUGAGAAGUGCCAGGAGACCUUGGCUGGAUUCCUGGGUCCCCGAGGGGGAUAUAUGUCUGGAUAACAUUGCCAGCAAGGCCCCUUUAUUCCCAGAUCUGCUUCUGGAAGCUCCUCAAUUUCUUAAGAGUUGGCCCGGACCUUUCACCAUCCACCUCAGCAAGGGUUUCGGUGGGCGGAGCCGCACCCUCGAGGCAAGUCCUCGGAGAGGGUGGGGCCUUGAGCCAGGGGAGGGCCAGAAGCAGCCAGGGGCCAGAGAGGACGGAGGCUGACACUUGAACCAGAGGCGGGCGCUCAAGCCCAGGAGCGGAGCCAAGGGCUGAAAAGAUACCUCCAAUCUGGCCAAGAGUGGGACCUCAGGCCCAGAGAGCAGUGCACAAGAAUUGAGGCGUUAGUUAUCUAGCCCAGAAAGUCCGAGUCGUACACCCAGGGCCAAGAACUGAAAGGCGGGCCUCCACCGAGACCAGCUGAAGCGGGGUCUCAGGCUAAGGUGGGACCGAGCCUCCAGGGGCGGAGCCUUUGGCUCAGGGCGUGGCCAGCCCGAAGGUGGCGUCGCUAUCCGGGAGCCGCCGGGUCCACCGGCCGCCCUCGCUGGGCCGUGUGGCGGUGGUGGUGGACCAGGGCUCUGGCUUCACCAAGGCAGGCUUCGCGGGCGAGAAGCAGCCACGCCUGGUGCUGAAGAGCUCCAGCCUGGUGCCCAGUUGGGAGCGGCCCGUGCUGCCUGGGGUGCCAGGCUGUGAGCUGGCGGGCGGCGUGGCACGGGCGCACCCCAUCAAGCACGGCGUGGUGGUGGACUGGGAGGCCCUGGAGGGGCUAUGGGAGCGCCUGCUGGUGGGCGGCCUGCGGGUGUGCCCAGAACAGUGGCCGGUGCUGGUGAGCGACUCGCCGUCGGCACCGCCCGUGGGCCGUGAGAGGGUGGCGGAGCUGCUGUUUGAGGCCCUGGCAGUGCCCGCGUGCCACAUGGCCAGCACCGCGUUGCUGGCGCUCUGCUCCGUCGGCGCGUUCAGCGGGCUGGCUGUGGAGGCAGGCGCGGGCGUGUGCCAUACCACGCCCAUCUAUGCCGGCCACUCGUGGCAAAAGGCCACCUUCCGGCUGGACGUGGCAGGCAGCACCCUGUCCCGCUACCUUCGGGAGCUGCUGGUGGCAGCAUGCCCUGAUCAACAGCUGCAGGCCCUGCCCCGCAAAGUCAUCACACAGCUCAAGAAGCGCUGCUGCUACGUGUCGCUGGACUUCGAGGGUGACCUCCAGAACCCUGCCCGCCACCAUCCAGCUAGUUUCUGCCUAGGCAAUGGGUGCUCUAUCUGCCUGAGCAGUGAGCGCUUCCGCUGCCCGGAACCCAUCUUUCAGCCAAGUCUGCUAGGCCAGGCUGAGCCAGGACUGCCCACGCUGGCCUUCCAGGCACUGCAAAGGCUGCCCGCAACACUGCGGACACGGCUGGCCAACACCACGGUGCUGGCUGGUGGCUCCACACUUUUCCCUGGCUUCACUGAGCGCCUGGAGAUGGAGCUGGGGGCCCAGUGCCAGCGCCAUGGCUAUGGGGCACUGAGGCCUUGCCUGGUAGCCAGACCUGGGCGUGGCACAGCAGUGUGGACAGGCGGCUCCAUGGUGGCCUCGUUUCGCUCCUUCCAAUGCCGCUGGAUUACCCGGGCCAUGUACCAGGAAUGUGGCUCAAGGCUGGUGCACAAAGUGUUCAACUGAGUUGGGCUGGACUAAAGGGGAUGAUGCCCCAAGGGGGGGCUGCAGAGGCAGAAGCGCCGCAGGCUGAGGUGCAGCUCUAUCAGAGGCAUUGAGUGCCAAAUAAAAGGCUCAGCGAUUGGA
Messenger RNA from Sus scrofa (pig), 3769 nucleotides. RefSeq names its product actin like 10 (gene ACTL10). Lineage: Eukaryota; Metazoa; Chordata; Mammalia; Artiodactyla; Suidae. The record is from RefSeq and is a predicted model, not a curated record.